AGGAAAACUCAGAAGAUCAUCGAAGCCCGAUGGCUCAAGGAUUCUUAUUGGCUUUGGUCGUCGCCGUGCUCUGUUUUGAAGCUGCCACCGCUGUCGGUGAAUUCAACUACGGUGAUGCUCUGGAUUUGAGUUUCUUGUAUUUGGAGGCGCAAAGGUCCGGUAAACUUCCGGUGGACCGCCGUGUUAAGUGGCGGGGGGACUCUGGCCUUAAGGAUGGUUUUGCACAAGGAGUGAAUUUAGUGGGAGGGUACUACGACGCAGGAGACAAUGUGAAGUUCGGGCUACCAAUGGCGUUCGUAGCAACAAUCCUUUCAUGGGGAGCCAUUGAUUUCAACAAGGAAAUUACAAAUGCCAACCAAAUGGACAACACUUUGAAGGCCAUUAAAUGGGCCACCGAUUACUUUCUCAAAGCCCACACUCAGCGCAACGUUCUUUGGGGUCAGGUCGGCGAUGGCUCCUCCGAUCACUUCUGUUGGGAACGUCCCGAGGAUAUGACCACUCCUCGAACCGCUUUCAAGAUCGACGAGUCCCAUCCUGGUUCUGACCUUGCCGGUGAAACCGCCGCCGCUUUGGCCGCCGCUUCGAUUGCCUUCAAGACUUACAACUCUGCUUAUUCCAAUCUCUUGUUGGCCCAUGCUAAAGAGUUGUUCACGUUUGCAGACACCUUUAGAGGUCUAUACGACGAUUCCAUUCCAUGUGUUUCAGGGUUCUACACUUCAUCAGGAUACUGGGAUGAGCUGUUGUGGGCGGCAACUUGGUUAUUCAGAGCCACCGGAGAUGAAUAUUACUUGAAGUACACGGUAGAUAAAGCGGUGUCGUUUGGUGGAACUGGAUGGGCAAUGAAAGAGUUCUCUUGGGACAACAAAUAUGCUGGCGUUCAAGUUCUUUUAACCAAGGUGUUGUUGGAAGGACGUGGCGGUGGUUAUGAGUCGACGUUGAAGCAAUAUCAGGCGAAAGCUGAUUACUUUGCUUGUGCAUGCCUUGAGAAGAAUGAUGGGUUCAACAUCAAUAAAACUCCUGGUGGAUUAUUGUACGCCCACGAAUGGAACAAUAUGCAAUACGCCUCCACCGCCGCAUUUCUCAUGGCCGUCUACUCCGACUACCUCUCCACCGCCAACGCAAAGCUCAUUUGUCCUGACGGCGUCUUCGAGCCUAAAGAGCUUCUCAAUUUCGCACAAUCCCAAGCCGAUUACAUCCUCGGCAAAAACCCUAACUCUCUCAGCUAUUUAAUCGGCUACGGUCCCAAAUUCCCUCAAAAGCUCCACCACAGAGGCUCUUCGAUCGCUUCAAUUUUCACCGAUCCCGUUCCAGUCGGCUGCGUCCAGGGCUUCGAUACCUGGUACCAUCGUCCUCAAGGAAACCCUAACAUUCUUCACGGCGCUCUCGUCGGCGGUCCGGACAAGAACGACAGAUUCGGCGACGAGCGAUCUGAUUAUGAACAGACUGAGCCUACACUCACCGCUUCUGCUCCUUUGAUUGGUCUCUUCUCGAAGUUGCAUAGCUCCGUUAAUGGCCAUCAAAUUCCUGGAUCGCGAGGAUAUCAACCACCGGUGAAACGUGAAGAGGAAUCCCCUGACGCCAACGUCCCUGUAUCUGCAGGGUCUCCAGUGGAGUUUAUCCACACAAUAACAAGCACUUGGACCGUAAACAAAGAAAGUUAUUACAGACACCAAGUGAAGAUCAAGAACACAUCAGGAAAGUCAAUAAAAAAUUUAAAAUUGCAACUUGAUAAUCUCACAGGCCCUAUUUGGGGACUGUCUCCAACACAACAAAAAGGGGUUUACGAGCUUCCAACAUGGUUAACCGUGCUUCAACCUGGUUCUGAGUGUGCUUUUAUCUACAUUCAAGAAGGUCCCCAGGCUAAAGUCACCGUUUCUAGCUACCAUUAACAAAAAACUCAUGUUUCCUUCCAAGCAAGUUUGGUUUCAUGUUGGUUUAAUUUCACAUUCUAAGCACUUACAAAGUUGUUUGAAAUACACUUUUAGGAAAUCAAUCCAUCAUGGAGAUGUGUUUCUUUCUUUUUUCUUUUUUUUUUUUUCUUUCUUUUUGUGAAAAGAUGAAGAGGAAUUUUUAUGCACAGAGGUGAGUUUCAUGUAAUAUAAAAAGAAAAAAAUUUGUUCUUUUUAUUUGAAGACAAAAUAUUUUGGCCCUCCAUAUAAAUGAUGGGUCCGUCUUAUUGA
Messenger RNA from Cucumis sativus (cucumber), 2180 nucleotides. RefSeq names its product endoglucanase 5. The record is from RefSeq and is a predicted model, not a curated record. NCBI's taxonomy places the organism in Eukaryota, Viridiplantae, Streptophyta, Magnoliopsida, Cucurbitales, Cucurbitaceae. Gene Ontology annotation, biological process: carbohydrate metabolic process. The transcript is spliced from 8 exons. Gene Ontology annotation, molecular function: carbohydrate binding; hydrolase activity, hydrolyzing O-glycosyl compounds. Bases 30 to 1889 code for a protein of 619 amino acids.